This is a messenger RNA of Dichomitus squalens LYAD-421 SS1, 1846 nucleotides long. RefSeq names its product fungal hydrophobin. The coding region runs from base 1017 to 1451 and encodes 144 amino acids. Lineage: Eukaryota; Fungi; Basidiomycota; Agaricomycetes; Polyporales; Polyporaceae. The record is from RefSeq and is a predicted model, not a curated record. The transcript is spliced from 6 exons. Gene Ontology annotation, cellular component: fungal-type cell wall. Gene Ontology annotation, molecular function: structural constituent of cell wall.
GGGAAACACUCAUCAACGGGACAGCCGGCUAACAGGGCCGUUGAACAUCGGAUGCCGAGGAGUACGGUCGGUCCACUCUCAUUGCUUACAUACACGAUGGAGGACCGAAACAUUCAGGAACGGUCGGAGAUGGCCAAUCCAGAUGGUACAGGCGCCCUGAGAGCGCGCUGACUGCGGCUCGAGGUCGUCCGUAAUUGAAGUGGUAUUCACCGAGACUCCCACCGCAAUUAUCGCGCUAGCGUCGCUCCACAUCUCGUGCAGGCCUCGAGGAUGCUCCUGCAUGGUCCAAUGCCCCUGGCGCGGCGAAAGAACGAUCGCACGGCGCUCAGCCAAGGCCGUUCUUGUCUGCUCGCAGCUUAGUCGUAAGACGGACGUGUGCAAGGCCGCGUUAUCGCUGAGGCAUCCAAGUGUGCUUGAGGAACGCUCGCUGCGUACCCAGCGAGGCGACGAUUAUUCCUUCUUAGUCACUAGGCCCGCCGCCCGACGUCGGCGAAGACGGGUGUCGCGACCACGGCUCGUCUAUCGACUGACAAACGCCUUGUACAUUGAUCGAUGUCCAUCGAAAGAACGAACGUGCCGUUACAACAUCAGGGCGAUAGGGAGGCGCGAAGACGCGAACUCGCACUGGGACGCGCGGGCCAAUUGCAAGCGCGAUGGAGCCCGCGACGAGACGCUCGGCCGCACGCUGGUUGGCCGUUGAGCACAUCUCGACCGCCCCGUCCCGCGACUCCAUCAAUGCCCGGCGGUGCGGCGUGCCAUGCCAUAACAUGACGCGAAUAAGGAAGCGCGUUCCUUGAGGUUUGGAAUCGGAUUCUAAUCUGUUGUAUCUUCCAGCACCUCGCCGCAUCUCCAUCGCGCGCUCGUCAUAUAAAUAUUGUCCCCAUGCCGCGCAUAUAUCCACCCUCCUCCAGUCCGUCUCUGUCCUGUAUCCUUGCUCCCGCCCUCGCUCCGCUCAUACGCGACACGCAUCCUUGUGCAACCUUGCGGCCGCCUAUAGCCCCCCAGCGAAAAAGACAAUGAGGUCCUUCACACUCGUCAUGGCGGUCAUCGCCUUCCUCGUCGCGACCGUCGCCGCCGCGGCAGCACCCGGCACGAACGCAGAGCGCAUGGCUCGCGGCCUCCCUCCCAAGGCGCCGCGCAAGCUUUACCGCAAGGACCCGACCCCCGCAUCGCCCGCGAGGAGGAGCACGCCCUCUGGCUCGCCGAGUUCGUGCUCGACGGGGCCCGUUCAGUGCUGCAACACCUUGACUACCGCAAGCGACCCCCUUGCGAGCGUCAUCCUCGGCCUCUUGGGCAUCAUCCUUGGGCCCGACGUGGCUGUCGGUCUCACCUGCUCGCCCAUCUCGGUCAUUGGCGUUGGUGGUGGUUCCUGCUCGGCGAACACGGUGUGCUGCGAAAACAACAACGUGGGGGGCCUCAUCUCCAUCGGUUGCAUUCCGAUUAUCCUGUAAGCCGGGGAGGUCGUUGUUCCUGGAAGCGAGUAAGCGGGAGCGCAGCCUAGCUCGCCUUCGUCUCGAUCGGACACCACUUUAGCUCUCAUAGACGCUUUCUGCUUCGCUGUAGGGGCGGCCGAUGUCAACGGAUCCGAGACUCGUCAGAUGCAGUGCUCGUCGGAUAUUAUCUGUCCCUUAUGGCUUCUAUAUGCCUUCCGCUCAUUGUUUGUUCGUUCCGGAAUUAUAGACCCGCGUAGCGUACAGACGCAGACACCUCGUACUCACCGCGCGUUUAACAUGUGCUCCCUGCUGUGCGCCAUGCAGCGUCGCUGUCAUCGAGUGCGAUUGUACUGCAAGUUCCGCGAUAGUUGCUACUACUAUAGUGUGUUCUCCCGAAUUGACGCAUCUUACCC